Messenger RNA from Pelmatolapia mariae (spotted tilapia), 1296 nucleotides. RefSeq names its product zinc finger protein 184-like. Gene Ontology annotation, molecular function: RNA polymerase II cis-regulatory region sequence-specific DNA binding; DNA-binding transcription factor activity. The record is from RefSeq and is a predicted model, not a curated record. NCBI's taxonomy places the organism in Eukaryota, Metazoa, Chordata, Actinopteri, Cichliformes, Cichlidae. Gene Ontology annotation, biological process: regulation of transcription by RNA polymerase II. Bases 41 to 1228 code for a protein of 395 amino acids. The transcript is spliced from 3 exons.
UCAGCCAGCUGGACUCAGCUGAGUCACUACAGAGGAAACAAUGAGCUCAACACAGAAGGACCAACAUGGAGCGAGAAGUCAGCGCUCUCAGGAGGCCGACAAACCUCACAGAAGAAAGGGAGAUAAAACAUACACCUGUGACGAGUGUGGGAAGGGUUUUACUGUGAAGGCUGAACUAAAACGUCAUCAGGUCAUCCACACUGGAGAGAGACUGUUCAGCUGUGACUUGUGCGGAAAGUCUUUUUCCUCGAAGGGUUACCUAAGACAACACCAACUCAUCCACAGUGGAGUUAAAGCGUACAGCUGUGAUCAGUGUGGCAGAGCUUUUACUCAAAGUAGCCACUUAAAGAGUCAUCUAGUUACCCACUCUGGAAUUAAGGCAUACAGCUGUGACAUUUGUGGAAAAACAUUCGGCCGGAUAGGGCACCGAAAUAGACACCUACGCAUUCACACCGGACAUGAUGUGUACUGCUGUGAACAGUGUGAUAAACAGUUUACAACACAUGGACAGUUACAACAACACAUGUUUACCCACACUGAGGAGAGACCUUAUAAAUGUGACCUGUGUGAGAAGACUUUUAAAUCUCCACGUAACCUGAGGCGACACCAACAGAUACACACCAGAAAGAGACUCUACAAGUGCAGUUACUGUGAGAAGCAGAGCGACACAGAUGGAUCCAGUUCUCAACCCUGUCGUCACUGUGGGAAAGAGUUUAUCUGUGACCUUUGUGGAAAAACUUUCAGUGAACAAUACACCCUAAAAAUACAUCAACGUAGACACACUGGAGACAAACUGAAAUGCUGCAAAGAAUGUGGGAGAAGCUUCAUCACAUCAGGUGGAUUAAAAAAACAUGAUCUGAUUCACAGUGGGGUUAAAAAGCACCUCUGUGAUCAGUGUGGGUCAUCCUUCACCACCGCAAGUGAGCUUAAAACACACAAACGAGUCCACACAGGAGAGAAACCAUACAAGUGCAGACACUGUGACAAAAGCUUCUCACAUUCAGGUAGUCGUAACGAUCAUGAACGUGCACACAUGGAAGGAAACUACAGAUGUGACCAGUGUGACAAGAGCUUCAGGAAUCUCAGUUCAUUCUCCGAACACAAACGAUCCCACGUUACUAAUAAACUGUUUCACUGUUACCAAUGUGCCCAAACAUUCACUUCAUUAUCUGCUCUGUGCAAAUAUCAGCGUGAUCACUCGGGGCUGAAAUCACUCCCAUCACAGUGAAUCUGAAGAGACAGAAAGAUCCUCUUCUGGUUUCAGGGUCAGACUUAAAACCCUUGAGAUCAGGCUCC